AUGCCUGCGGGAGCGCAGGACCACCCGAGCUCUGCCUCGGCCCGCAGGGUUCCACGCCGGAGGGGCGUGGGAUCUGAUAUUGAGAUGGUGAAUUCUGAACAUGGUGUAGCCAAUGAUUCGUCUUUUGAGCACGAGGAAGUUCAAGUUUUGUCAGGUGCAUUUUCAUCUCAACAUAAUGAUGAUGAAUCAAGUAGUGAUGAAAUUGAUCAUCAGCCCAGUCCUGCUUUUAGACGUCGCCGUGCUAGGAAAAAGACUGUUUCUGAUUCAGAAUCUGAAGAGGGAUCGCCUGCUGAAUGGGAGCCCGAACCUUGCAAGGAGAACUUGGAUAAGCACCAGUUCAGUAAUGGUCUUAAUAAAUGUGUCAUACUUGCUUUGGUGAUUGCCAUCAUCAUGGGAUUUGGGGAUAUCUAUGGACAGGAGUCUUUUAUAGAUAAGUCAUUGAAGGAAAACCUUGCUAGGUGUUGGACCCUUACCGAAGAAGAGAAAAUGUCUUUUGAAAGUCAGCAAAAGACCCUUGUUACAGAAAAUGAAUAUUUAAGAUUAUCUCUGGAGAAGGAAGAAAAAGCCUUGAAUUCAUUACAGGAAGAGUUAAGAAAACUAAGAGAAAAGAUCAGAAUACUGGAAAAUAAAGAAACAAGUACUGAAUUAGUUACAGAAAAUCAGAAACUAAGACAGCAUUUGGAAGAGGAAAAGAAGAAGACAUAUAGCUUUCUUAAUCAAAGGGAAACUUUACUAGAGGAAGCAAAGAUGCUAAAGAAGGAGCUAGAGAGAGAACAGCUAUUAACCAGUGCUCUAAGGGCAGAACUCCAGAAGUUAAGUGCUAGUCAGUCAAAUGGCCGUCCAGACUCUCCUAAUGUACUGACUGAAAAAGAGGAAAUAGAAACCUUACGGGAAAGACUCACUGAGCUGGAGCGGAAGCUAAUCUUCGAACAGCAGCGUUCAGAUCUGUGGGAAAGACUGUAUGUUGAGGCAAAAGAUCAAAUUGGAAAACAAGAAACGGAUGGAAAUAAGAAGGGGAGCAGGGGAAACCAGACGGCACAAAAGAAGUCAAAAGAAACGUUUUUGGGUUCAGUUAAAGAAACAUUUGAUGCAAUGAAAAAUUCAACCAAAGAAUUUGUGAGGCAUCAUAAAGAAAAAAUUAGACAGGCUAAAGAAGCAGUGAAAGAAAAUCUGAAAAAAUUUUCAGAUUCCGUUAAAUCUACUUUUAGACAUUUCAAAGUUACCAUCAAAAAUAUCUUUGAAAAGAGAAAUAAAAGAUAUGGUGCUCCAAAAGAAGCAGCAGCUAAAAAAUCAAGAACAGUUUAUCGAGCGCAUUUAUACCCACAAUACAAGGCGACAACACAAAAGCAGCAAAAUAGAGGCCCUGCCACGCAGAGGGAGGGCAGGAGAGCAAACUAUCAUUCUUUGAGAAAAGGUUGUUCUGAUGUAUUUGACUGUGCUCGGCAAGAAUCCCUUAGUCUUUUUAAUGUAGUGUUGAAUCCUGUAAGAAUAGAGGAAUUUAGACAGCUGAUGGUAAAAUACUUACUAGAAGAACUGGAUGGUUUCCGUCAUUGGCAAGAACUUGAUCAAUUCAUCAAUAAGUUCUUCCUAAAUGGUGUCUUUAUACAUGAUCAGAAGCUCUUCAUUGACUUUGUUAAUGAUGUUAAAGAUUAUCUUAAAGCCAUGAAGGAAUAUCGAGUAAACAAUGAUGGCGUGUUUGAGAAUUUGGAUGGAUAUAUAUAUAGACACUUCCUUGGUGACACUUUCCCCCCUCCAUAUGGACCCAGUCGACCUGAUAAAAAGCAACGUAUGGUAAAUAUUGAAAACUCCAGGCAUCGAAAACAAGAGCAGAAGCACCCUCAGCCACAGCCAUAUAAAAGGGAAGGUAAAUGGCAUAAAUAUGGUCGUACUAAUGGAAGACACAUGGCGAAUCUUGAAAUAGAAUUGGGGCAAUUACCUUUUGAUCCUAAAUAUUGA
This is a messenger RNA of Elephantulus edwardii (Cape elephant shrew), 1956 nucleotides long. It is a transcript of the gene CCPG1, whose product is annotated as cell cycle progression 1. The record is from RefSeq and is a predicted model, not a curated record. The transcript has 6 exons. Gene Ontology annotation, cellular component: membrane. The coding region runs from base 1 to 1956 and encodes 651 amino acids. Lineage: Eukaryota; Metazoa; Chordata; Mammalia; Macroscelidea; Macroscelididae.